Drepanopeziza brunnea f. sp. 'multigermtubi' MB_m1 is the source of this 1863-nucleotide messenger RNA. RefSeq lists its product as uncharacterized. Gene Ontology annotation, cellular component: transcription factor TFIIIC complex. Gene Ontology annotation, molecular function: RNA polymerase III type 1 promoter sequence-specific DNA binding; RNA polymerase III type 2 promoter sequence-specific DNA binding. Lineage: Eukaryota; Fungi; Ascomycota; Leotiomycetes; Helotiales; Drepanopezizaceae. Gene Ontology annotation, biological process: transcription initiation at RNA polymerase III promoter. The record is from RefSeq and is a predicted model, not a curated record.
AUGUGCGUUCCAAUCUUGUCUCGUAACGCUCCGACGAACAACGUUCUUCUCAAGAUCACCGUUCCAAAGCGGACAGGACGAAAGCGCAAGAGAGGCUCACAGGAACCAUACGCAAAUGGCAAUGUUGCAAAUGCUUCUACAGAUUCCCCCUUGGAUACCACACCCAGCCUCGCCACUCAGCCUUCUGUCUCAAAUCCACCGGCAGAUACGUUACGAUCUCAUUCGAGAAUGGACAAUCCUUCCCAGCUUUUGCGAAAACUCAAGGACAAUGUGGGUAAGUAUCAAGUUGAGGCAGUGGGCGAGGUUCGACAAACUCAUCGAUUCCGAGGGAUGGCCGAUUUCCAUCAGUCUACGAGUCAUACGGAGUUCAUUCCAAAAUUCGAAGACACAAUGCUCACGGGCCGGCUCGAAGAAAUGCGUAAGUUCAAGUUCAAUCCCAGCAAAGGCUGGAAGACCAACGAGGAACUGGUACCGCCCCCGAUAAUGUCGAGUCACGCUUUACCUUUCAACUGGGGGUGGCAUCAAGCUUCACAGAUCGAAGAAACGCUGGAUGAACACGGCAAGCCAAAACUCCUGAACAAGUCCAAACCAGGAAGAGGAGGUGUGCAGUAUCUUGGCUGGGAUGUCGAUAGCGUACCUAGCGGACCAGAUCGGGUGCCGGAGGAUUCAGAUGAGCUCCAUCUGUUGAUAGGCAAGCUGAAGGAGGCGCUGGCAGAGAGGCCGAUUUGGACUAGGCGCUCCUUGGCAAACCGUAUCGGAGGAAAUACCGGGCUCUACCUAUUCAAGCAAGCUCUCCCCUUUGUCGGCUACCAAUUCCGAGGCGGCCCAUGGCGAGAUGCCCUCAUCAAAUUUGGUCUCGAUCCACGAGCCGACCGCAAGUAUCGCGAGUACCAAACAUUCUUCUUCCAGAUUAUUGCAGAGGAUGAAAAGAUCCAGGGCGCACCAUGGUUAGACUCCCGCCAAAACUACACCAACAUGUCGAAAUUGAGAGGAGUGCAAAUGGCUAGCGAAGGAUCUCAUGUUUUCGACGGGAAGAAGUUGACUCUCGACGGGAAGAUAUGGCAGGUCUGUGACAUUAAGGUUCCCAUUCUACAGCGUCUCAUGGAAAAUGCGCCUUACCGCGAGGUGUGCGAGCCGGAAACUGAUGGUUGGUACUGCAACGGCACUAUCGCUAAGUUCAAAGCUAUCAUGAAGACGACUCUCAUUGCUAUCAGAUCUCAGCGUGCUAUUCCAGAUGAGGCAUUCGCAGAGACUCUCAAAAUCCCGGAUGUAGUCUCAGGUCGAUUAAGCAAGCAGAUAUCAGUGCCGCUACCGGACCUAGGCAUCUCGAAGGCUGACCUUGAUGACAUUCAGAAGAAAGUAACGUUGAAACCCACUGAAGCAGAAGGUACCGUCAAAUGGGAGAUGCUCAAGAAAAGCCACAAGUAUCGAGCUGAGAGGAUCAAAAAAUUCGUCAUGCCAAACCUGCCUGGCGCAAAGAAGCCCCGCCUUUCAACGCCAAAACAAGACCCCAAGUUGACGAAACUGCAGCGGAAAAAGAUAAAGCCUGAAGUCGAUAGACAGGUUGAUCCAGCGGCAAAAAUUGGAGGUCAAGAUGUUGCGACGGGUGAACCAAGUGCCGGCGAUCAACUAUCGACCAGCAACGAGGAUGGAGGGGAGAAUGUCGUUGAAGGAGGUGGAGCAGCCGGACCUGAAGAAAAGGGUGACAGGAACAGAGGCAACGGAGAUGAUUCGCAACUCAAUGACACAAAUACCCCAGACGCGGACGUUGAAGGCGAGGAUGAAGAGGCAGAAGAGAGCGAGAAUAGGCGAGAUGAAUUCGCAGACAGUGACGAAGGCGACUCCGGAGCGACCAUGAUUUAG